AUGUCGGCUUCUUUGCUGAGGAAGGGUUUGGAGUUGCUGGAUGCAUCGGCAGCGUCCGCCUCCCGGCCCAAAGGAACAGCGACCGCUACCCGGCCCAAGAAGCAGCUGCUGAUGAGGAAGAAAAAAAAGAUUGUCUCAAGCCGCAAAAGAGAUAAAGCUACAGUCAAAGGCAAAGUUACUAAAUCUGUAUUAGAGGAGUAUCAGAAACACCAGGCUGUUGACCAUUUUCAUGAAAACCUGCAGUACAUGCUCAGUAAUCCAUUUGUUACAGACAGUGCUAUCACUCAGAAGGUUCUGGCCCAAAAUAGAGGAAGGAAAGCUAGAGACCACCCAGAGGAGGAAGCAAAGAAGAAGCCUGAGGGUACAGUCUUCACUGAGGAAGAUUUCCAGAAGUUCGAGAAGGAAUACUUUGCUGGAGCAGUCAGCCCAAACUGACUUGUCUCUCAUCACUGGAGAGAAAUAGUCAAAGACAGCAGUUCUUGGUUUC
Messenger RNA from Euleptes europaea (tarantolino), 487 nucleotides. RefSeq names its product ribosomal protein S19 binding protein 1 (gene RPS19BP1). The record is from RefSeq and is a predicted model, not a curated record. NCBI's taxonomy places the organism in Eukaryota, Metazoa, Chordata, Lepidosauria, Squamata, Sphaerodactylidae. The coding region runs from base 1 to 435 and encodes 144 amino acids. Gene Ontology annotation, molecular function: enzyme binding. The transcript is spliced from 4 exons. Gene Ontology annotation, cellular component: nucleolus.